AUGUCCUUUAGAGAUGUCCUGGAGAGAGGAGAUGAAUUUUUAGAAUCAUAUCCAAGAAGAAACCCUAUAUGGAGGUUGCUUUCAUACAGCACAUCAUUACUGACUUUCGGUGUGUCAAAACUACUUCUCUUCACGUGCUAUAAUGUUAAGGUGAAUAAUUUUGAAAAACUUGAAACUGCAUUAGAACGCUCUAAGAGUGAAAAUAGAGGUCUUAUGACGGCAAUGAAUCAUAUGAGUAUGGUUGAUGAUCCGUUAGUUUGGGCAACACUGCCUUAUAAGCUAUUCACUUCUUUGGACAAUAUAAGAUGGUCCUUGGGCGCCCAUAAUAUUUGUUUUCAGAAUAGAUUUCUGUCCAACUUUUUUUCACUUGGCCAAGUCCUCUCCACGGAAAGAUUUGGGAUAGGGCCAUUCCAAGGUUCUAUAGACGCUUCGAUAAGAUUGUUGAGUCCUGACGACACUUUAGACUUAGAAUGGACUCCCCAUUCAGAGGGCUCUUGUUUGCUUAAGAAUACUAAAGAAAACUACGCUCCACCAAUAAUAAGGUCGAAACCGUCUUGGGUUCAUGUCUAUCCAGAGGGAUUUGUACUACAAUUAUAUCCGCCUUUUGAAAAUUCAAUGAGGUAUUUCAAAUGGGGUAUUACCAGAAUGAUUCUAGAAGCAACUAAACCGCCUAUUAUAGUACCAAUAUUUGCUACCGGGUUUGAAAAAAUAGCAUCCGAAGCAGCCACAGAUUCGAUGUUUAAACAAAUUUUACCGAGAAAUUUAGGCUCUGAAGUUAAUGUUACAAUCGGAGAUCCUUUAGAUGACGAUUUAAUUGAUAGGUACAGAAAAGAAUGGCAGCACUUGGUUAAGAAGUAUUACGAUCCCAAGAAUCCCAACGAUCUGUCUGACGAAUUGAAAUACGGCGAAGAAGCACAAAAUUUAAGAAGUAGGUUAGCCGCUGAACUAAGAUCUCAUGUUGCUGAAAUCAGGAAUGAAGUUCGCAAAUUACCACGUGAAGACCCUAGGUUCAAAUCCCCCUCAUGGUGGAGACAAUUUAACACCACGGAAGGAAAAUCCGACCCAGAUGUGAAAGUCAUAGGUGAAAAUUGGGCCAUAAGGAGAAUGCAAAGGUUUUUAACUCCAGAAAAUAAACCAAGGCGUAAAGAUGAUUAA
This is a messenger RNA of Saccharomyces mikatae IFO 1815, 1155 nucleotides long. It is a transcript of the gene TAZ1, whose product is annotated as lysophosphatidylcholine acyltransferase. Lineage: Eukaryota; Fungi; Ascomycota; Saccharomycetes; Saccharomycetales; Saccharomycetaceae. Gene Ontology annotation, cellular component: mitochondrial membrane. Gene Ontology annotation, biological process: cardiolipin acyl-chain remodeling; inner mitochondrial membrane organization. The record is from RefSeq and is a predicted model, not a curated record. Bases 1 to 1155 code for a protein of 384 amino acids. Gene Ontology annotation, molecular function: 1-acylglycerophosphocholine O-acyltransferase activity. The transcript has a single exon.